AUGGUAAAUGAGGGAAAAGUCCUUGUCUGCUCGCUGUCUCUGUGUCUCGCUUCAUCCCUCUUCUCCUGCCCGCCAUCUUGUACGUGUAACAGCAGCAGUAUGGAGGUGGACUGCAGUGGACGAGGACUCACAUCUGUCCCCACAGAUAUCCCCCAGGACACCCGAAUCCUCCUGCUGCUGAACAACCGGAUAAGCUCUUUGUCUGGAGGCCCCUUUUCCAAUUUGACGGCCUUGCACCGCCUGGAUCUCUCCAACAACUUCCUUGACCUGCUGCCAUCACAAGUGUUUGUGGAACUGGUCAAUCUUACAGAGAUCCGCCUUCGCAAUAAUAGCAUUCGUGGCUUGGAACGCGACCUGUUUCAGGGCCUCCCGCAACUUCGUAGACUGGACCUCUCCCUCAAUUUCUUGUCCUUGCUGCCCUCGGGAUUAUUUGACGACCUCCAAACCCUGCACUGGUUGUCCUUACGCUCCAAUCGACUUCAGAGUCUGGAAAGGAUGACCUUUGAACCUCUAAGUAGCUUGGAGAACAUUCAGCUUGGUGACAAUCCCUGGGAGUGUGACUGCAACCUCAGAGACUUCAAGCACUGGAUGGAGUGGUUCUCUUAUCGAGGGGGGAAGAUUGACGAGCUGCAGUGCACCCUUCCAAAGGAACUGAGGGGGAGAGACAUACGCAUGGUUCCUGUAGAGAUGUUCAGCUACUGUUCACAGUUAGAGGAUGAGAACAGUUCAGGACCUGCUGAUAGGCCGGCUCCACCCUGCACCAAAACAAGCCCAGCCCAUGCAGAGCCAGAACCGAGUCCAGACUGUCCUCAAAGGCAGAAGUAUCGCCCUACAAGUGUCCGGCGAGCUAUUGGCACUGUGAUCAUUGCUGGAGUUGUUUGUGGUGUAGUCUGCAUCAUGAUGGUGGUCGCAGCAGCUUACGGGUGUAUCUAUGCCUCUCUAAUGGCAAAGUACCACCGAGAGUUGAAAAAACGUCAGCCCCUAAUGGGUGACGCAGAAGGAGAACAAGAAGAGCAGAGGCAGAUUUCAUCUGUAGCGUGA
Molecule: messenger RNA, 1041 nt
Organism: Bufo gargarizans (Asiatic toad)
Lineage: Eukaryota; Metazoa; Chordata; Amphibia; Anura; Bufonidae
Gene: LRTM2
Product: leucine rich repeats and transmembrane domains 2
Exons: 3
Coding region: 1-1041 (346 amino acids)
Cellular component (GO): plasma membrane
Molecular function (GO): protein binding
Source: RefSeq, a predicted model, not a curated record